This is a messenger RNA of Corvus hawaiiensis (hawaiian crow), 2600 nucleotides long. It is a transcript of the gene AMN1, whose product is annotated as antagonist of mitotic exit network 1 homolog. The coding region runs from base 510 to 1157 and encodes 215 amino acids. Gene Ontology annotation, cellular component: SCF ubiquitin ligase complex. NCBI's taxonomy places the organism in Eukaryota, Metazoa, Chordata, Aves, Passeriformes, Corvidae. Gene Ontology annotation, biological process: SCF-dependent proteasomal ubiquitin-dependent protein catabolic process. The record is from RefSeq and is a predicted model, not a curated record. The transcript has 7 exons. Gene Ontology annotation, molecular function: protein binding.
GGGGAGGGGGGCAGGGCUCGGCCGGCCUUUGGCGGCGGCGGCGGAGGGGGUGCAGCGAGUGUGGGUGCUGACAGGGUUCGGCAGCGUUCGGGAGCUGCAGGAGAGGUGGCAGGGUUUGUCAGAGGUGCCCCAUUGGGAGGAGUUACAGGACAGGUGACAGGGAAUGACAGGAGUGACAGGGGUGACGAGGUUUGGCAGGGAGGUAACAGGAUGAUCCUUGACAGAUCCGGAUGUGGAGGAGCGGCUGAGGAUCCCAGGCUUCACCUGGCCCCAGAGAAUCCAGUGAAUGGUGUUUUGUUUUGAGUUUUUCUUCAUGUUCAGAUUUUCUAACACAGUUCGAAGUAUUAAAAAGCAGGCAUUCUUUAUUGCAUAGCCGGAGACAUCUGGAGGAUAAAGUGUCGUGACACUUUAAAACAAGAUGCGUUCAGUGUUUGACAAAGAACCUUUCCAGAUACUCUGCAGAUAUUAAGUUGUUGCCACCCAAUAUAAAGGAUAAACUGAUUAAACUAAUGAGUAGGCAAGGGCAAAUAACUGAUGCAAAUAUCAGUGAGGUAUUGCACCCUGCUGUGGAGUCUCUGGACCUCCGAGACUGUGAUAUUUCAGAUAAUGCAUUAUUGCAGCUUUAUAACUGCAAGCAGCUGAAAAAAAUCAACUUAAAUUCUUGCAAGGAAAACAGAUUUGGAAUCACGUCAGAAGGAGUCAUAGCACUGGCCUUAUCCUGUCCUUACCUGCGUGAAGCGUCUUUCAAAAGGUGCUGUGAUAUAACUGACAGUGGAGUUCUUGCUCUUGCAUUCAACUGCCAAUUCCUACAAAUAGUGAACCUGGGCAGCUGCUCAGGCAUCAUGGAUGCAUCUCUGCAGGCACUAGGAGAACACUGCAAAUUUCUUCACAGUGUGGACUUCUCAUCUACUCAGGUAACAGAUGAUGGCGUUGUAGCACUAGUGAGUGGAACUUGUUCAAAGAAUUUAAAGGAGAUCCACAUGGAGCGCUGUGUGAAUCUGACUGAUAUCGCCGUAGAAGCCGUCCUUACUUGUUGUCCCAAGAUACACAUUUUUCUGUUCCACGGAUGCCCACUGAUAACAGAUCGUUCCCGAGACGCUUUAGAGCAACUCAUCAUAUCAAACAAAAUCAAGCAACUAACAUGGACUGUUUACUGAUUAUUUAUCCUGUACAUGUGAGUGUCAAGUUUACAGGUGGGAGAGCUCCUUCAGCAAACAAGCAUCUUGGAGAACUAGCUGGUGGCUUCUGUACCACCAGGUUGCAUCCCUCCUGCUUCCCACUGGAGGUCUCCGUUGCCAUUCCAGUCCUUGCCCAUGAGCCUGGGCUUCCCCAUUGUCUCUCCUUGGAGCCCUGUCUGUCUUGGUAUUGAUCAUACUUCAUUAAGAGGAAGGUUAAAUUAUAAUUAAUAUUACACAGAAUAUAUUGCUCAGGCUUCCUGAAGUGCUGGAUUUGGCUGCUACUUAGUACCCUUUAGCAAUUUAGCUACAUGUACAAACCCAGUUUAGGUAAGUCUGUGUUCUGAGUUUGUAUUCUGGGAUGGUACUUGCAACUAAAGUACUGAGCCCAAAUAUAACAUUGACACACAGAAGUGUCUGUAAAGUUGGGCGUUUAAUCUAACAAAAAUCAACAGACAGAACUGGUGAAUGGAGGUGGCAUUAACAGCAAUACAAAGGUACUUUCAGUAGUAACAAAGAAUCUCCUUUCACCAUGUGCUUUUGCUAGGUCUGGAAUAAAAAAUGUUGGUACCUUUCUGUUGAUGUUACUGAUGCUGCAGAUUUCUGUUCUUGUUUACCAUCAAAUACUUGCUGGAUUUUUACACAUCCAAAAUUACAGCCUGUGAAUGUGUAAACAUAAACCUGCUUUGGAAUUGUUAUGGUUACUUUUCAAAUUUCAUAGUACCUAUGACUAAGAAAAGGAUUUUAUAUAUGGGCAAAUAUUAAUUUGCUCUGGCUUUUGCCUGUGUUUCUACAUGAAAAUCCUUUUAGAGAACAAAACACUGGUACUCAUAAGCAUAUCUGUGAAUGAAAUAGGACCAAAUGUAGUAUCUGAGCACAUAAAUCUCAGGAUGGUAGAGUGUAUGUUUUGCUGUAUGCAGUUGUUUAUAUAUCCAGUGGCCCCCAGAAACUGAAAAAAAUCAAUAAAUUUAUUGUUCAAUUAUAGUCAUAUCAAAAAACAAUUUUUGAAUGGUAGAAUGAGUUUAUUACAUGAUGGAGCAGUGCUCUCAUCACAAUUGUAAGUCAUUUUCCUUGGCUUUCUUGAACCAGCAUAACCUCUAGUGAGAGUUCAAUGAUUUCUGCAUUAAGCUCCUUAAUGCCAGCCAUUUUAGCUUUGUAAGGGCAUGGAGCACACUGGGUUCAUCCUCUGGAUCUGGAAGUAGAAGAGUUUAGCUAGGGUGGUCUAACAUGGAUUUGAUGACAUUUGGAAACCUAAAGAGUUUAGGCAACCAUAAGGAAUAUGUUUACCAUUUAACUCUUGUCAUAACGACACUAAAGUAUGGCAGAAAUAAAGCAGUCUUAUAUUAAUCUAUUUAAAGUUCAAGUCUAAUUGCAUGGAAGGUAUUUUUUGUUGCCGAUAUUAAAGGAUAUUAUGAUGUCUGACAA